Molecule: messenger RNA, 393 nt
Organism: Hordeum vulgare subsp. vulgare (domesticated barley)
Lineage: Eukaryota; Viridiplantae; Streptophyta; Magnoliopsida; Poales; Poaceae
Product: non-specific lipid-transfer protein C6-like
Exons: 1
Coding region: 1-393 (130 amino acids)
Source: RefSeq, a predicted model, not a curated record
AUGGCGUCCAAACCGAUCUUCCCCUGCGUCGUCCUCCUGAUCGCUGUCGCCACCGCGGCAACCACACCGGCAUCCGCGGCCGGAGCGAACCCCAUCGCCAUCGGCGGCGGCUCCAACGAGACCGCGACGUGCGUGCCGACCCUUCAGCGGCUACUUUCGUGCCUGGACUUCAUCGAGCACCGCACCGACGCGAUCCCGCUGCCCUGCUGCGUCCAGGUGAACACGACGGUGGCCCAGCAGCCGUGCUGCCUCAUGCACGUCCUGCGCGGCGACGUCGCGCGGCUCAUGGGGCCGCAGUUCGACAGCACCCGCGCUAUGGUUAACGUCACCUCCAAGUGCCUCGGCGACGGCUCGAUCCUCAUGUCCAUCACUCGUUCCUGCGCAGGUUCGUGA